UUUAAUCUAAUUAAUAGCUCUACAAUUACAUCUACUGCUAUAAGUGUUACGGAAGUUAGUAAUUCUGGAAAUCUUGGAACAACUGCUGCGAUAACAACAUUAACAGCAGAUAAAAUUUAUAAUAGUGCAAAAAUUGGAGAUAGCACCAAAGCAGUAACAACAAUAACCGCCACCGAGAUUACUAAUACAGGUACAAAUGCUACAAUUACAGCUACUGCUAUUAAUGGUUCAGGUAAUAAUCCAAAAAUAACUAAUAAAGAUGGCGGACACAUUAAGUCUGGUAAUAUUGGUAAUAGCGGUGUUAAACUAAAUAUAAUUAAUAAAGGAAAAAAUAGCAAAAUUGAAGUUACAGCCAAAAUAACCGCAACUGAAAUAAGCAACACCGAUGGUACGAUUACAGCUAAAGAAAUAGAGUCAGAUAUUGAUAAUAGCGGAAAAAUUGGAGAUGCCAGCAAAGCAGUAACAACAAUAACCGCCACCGAGAUUACUAAUACAGGUGCAUCUGCUGCAAUUACAGCUACUGCUAUUAAUGGCUCGGGUGCCGCAUCAAAAAUAACUAAUACUAGUCAUGGUCAAAUUACAGUUACUAAUAUCACUAAGGGUGGUGGCGGCUUAAAUAUAACUAACCAAACAAGUGCUUCAAUUAAAGCUGAUACUAUAGAUAUAACUAAUAUUGAUAAUAGCGGAGCUAUUGGAGAUGCCAACAAAGCG
This is a messenger RNA of Paramuricea clavata, 711 nucleotides long. Lineage: Eukaryota; Metazoa; Cnidaria; Anthozoa; Malacalcyonacea; Plexauridae. The record is from the annotation of a GenBank genome assembly.